Messenger RNA from Brassica oleracea var. oleracea, 1358 nucleotides. Its product is annotated as protein STRICTOSIDINE SYNTHASE-LIKE 9. The record is from RefSeq and is a predicted model, not a curated record. The coding region runs from base 109 to 1221 and encodes 370 amino acids. Lineage: Eukaryota; Viridiplantae; Streptophyta; Magnoliopsida; Brassicales; Brassicaceae. Gene Ontology annotation, biological process: biosynthetic process. The transcript has 3 exons. Gene Ontology annotation, molecular function: strictosidine synthase activity.
CUUUAUUAUAUAACUAAGGUCACUUUUGAUCAGGUGUAUGUAGCUACUAUACCAAUAGUUUAGAAGUGCUAUACACGCGUCUCUUUAGUAAUCUUUUGAGAAGAACCUAUGCCGAUUAGUCAAAAAAUCCCAACAUGGGCUGCUGCUCCGACUGUCUUUGCCAUCUUGGCCGUGGUUUCAUAUCAGACUCUAUUUGCGCCAGACAAUUUAGAGGGCACCAAAAAUAUAUUGCCUAUGGCUAAGACCAUUCCAAUUCCUGUUGAUGGACCAGAGAGCAUCGAGUUUGACCCACAAGGAGAAGGUCCUUAUGCUGCCGUCGUGGACGGUCGUAUUCUCAAGUGGCGCGGCGAUGCACUCGGCUGGGUUGAGUUUGCCCACACAUCUCCUCACAGAGGGAACUGUUCAAGCCGUGAAGUAGUGCCUACUUGUGGAAGACCACUGGGACUUAGUUUUGAGAAGAAAACGGGAGAUCUAUACAUAUGCGAUGGUUACCAAGGAGUCAUGAAGGUUGGACCUCAGGGAGGAUUGGCCGAGUUAGUUGUGGACCAAGCCGAAGGUCGCAAAGUUAUGUUUGCGAACCAAAUGGAUAUUGACGAAGAGGAAGAUGUCUUCUACUUCAAUGAUAGUAGUGACAAGUAUCAUUUCAGGGAGGUAUUUUUCGUUGCUGCCAAUGGGGAGCGGUCGGGAAGAGUGAUCAAAUAUGAUAAGAAGACGAAGGAGGCCAAAGUUGUGAUGGACAAUCUCCGUUGUAAUAACGGUUUGGCUCUAAACAAAGACCGGUCUUUUCUAAUAUCUUGCGAGUCAGCCACAGGUCUGGUCCACAGAUAUUGGAUAAAAGGUCCUAAAGCUGGGACCCGCGACAUCUUUGCGAAGGUCCCUGGAUACCCUGACAACAUCCGGCUGACACCAACUGGAGACUUUUGGAUUGGGAUACACAGCAAGAAAUCUCCAGCGGGGAGAUUGAUAGUGGGGAACAAAUGGCUUGGGAAACUGGUUGAGAAGACGGUUAAGUUGGAGUUGUUGAUUGCUGUGAUGAACGGGUUCAAACCGCAUGGAAUCGCGGUGAAAAUCUCCGGCGAGACAGGAGAGAUCCUUGAGAUACUCGAGGACAAAGAAGGGAAGACAAUGAAAUAUGUAAGUGAGGCGUAUGAGAGGGAAGAUGGAAAGAUAUGGUUUGGGUCUGUUUUUUGGCCAGCCGUUUGGGUUCUUGAUCGCAAGUAACUCUUGUUUUUUUCUUUUCAACUCUGCUUUGUUGUUCGCAUGAUGUGUUCUAUACAGUACUAAUAAAUAUUUCUAUUGUGUAACGUUUUUCAUUACUAGAGUAGUUGCUUCCACUUUACAUGUUAUCUUUUCUCCUC